AUGAAUGCCGGGGGAGAAUUAACCGGGUCGACUCCAGAUAACAGCCAACAUUCGGGCGCAUCGGUCACGAUCAAAUCAAUGGACAGUGUGGCUGAACAGCGCGGAUCACAGACAGAAAGCUACGAAAUGGUCGAUACGGGCCGAAGCGAACCAGUAACGCUGACCGUGGAUGGUUUCGGUACGGUAAAGCAUCCCAAAACGGGUGCUACCGAGACGGUGAAACGGUUUACUUGGCAGAACACUAACGGUAUGUCGGUGCAGGUUAUAUCAUACGGGGCCAUUAUCACGGUAAUGAAGGUCCCGGAUCGCAACGGCCGCGUAGACGAUGUGGUGCUCGGUUUCGACGACAUACCCGGUUACCAGACGCCCAACAAUCCAUACUUUGGAGCAACCAUUGGGCGCAUUGCGAACCGUGUUGGAGGUGGCAAGUUUACGCUCAACGGGCAAGUGUACCAGGUGACGAAGAACUUUGAAAACCGGCACCAAUUGCAUGGUGGCAAGAUUGGGUUCGAUAAGUACAAUUGGGAUGCGUUCGUCGAUGGGACUGUGGUGACGCUUACUCACUCGUCCCCGGAUGGUGACGAAGGAUACCCUGGCGCAGUAAUGGUAAGCGUCCGAUACGAGCUAAAGGCUGACAACCGAUUCGAAGCCCUUUUCAAGGCAGUAUCAACAAAACCCACACCGAUUAAUCUAACCAACCACUCGUACUUUAACUUGGCGGGUCAUUCAACAGGCCAUGAGGAAAUCUAUCGCCAUGUUGUUAGCAUCAACGCAGAUAAGAUUACCGACACCGAUGCCGAUUCUAUACCAAGUGGUAAAUUCAUCUGCGUCGGUGGCACACCCUAUGAUUUGCGCAUACCGCGCGAACUUGGCCCAGCUAUGGCGAAAACUGUCGGUGAAGGAUUCGAUGAUAACUUCUGCAUCACCAAGGGUACCGAGCAGGGUCGAACUUUUAUCGCCCGUGUAAUUCAUCCGCAUAGUGGACGAGUGCUGGAGAUGUACACCGACCAGCCGGGUGUGCAAUUUUACACAAGCAACUUUAUGCCGGAUCCAAACAAAAAUAUUCGCCCAAAACAGGCAAACGCUCCGGAAUAUUAUGACGUAACUCGUCUCGAACCGGUCAUUCCCGAAGGUGUGGCCGAUCCUCCGAUUCGAGGGAAGGGUGGAGCGAAAUACUGCAAACACGGUGCAUUCUGUUUGGAAACACAAAAUUUUCCCGAUGCAAUCAAUCAUACCAACUUCCCAUCGGCUGUGUUAAACCCUGGGGCACUGUACGUGCAUGAGGUAGUAUAUAAAUUUGACGUGCUUCGUGACCAAUAG
Anopheles marshallii is the source of this 1320-nucleotide messenger RNA. RefSeq names its product galactose mutarotase. Gene Ontology annotation, molecular function: aldose 1-epimerase activity; carbohydrate binding. The record is from RefSeq and is a predicted model, not a curated record. Gene Ontology annotation, biological process: beta-D-galactose catabolic process via UDP-galactose, Leloir pathway; glucose metabolic process. The coding region runs from base 1 to 1320 and encodes 439 amino acids. The transcript has 3 exons. NCBI's taxonomy places the organism in Eukaryota, Metazoa, Arthropoda, Insecta, Diptera, Culicidae.